CUCACGAAGACAAAAGGCUGCCGGAGGAUAUUUUUCACAGAGCCUACAUGGCGGCCUGGUUGUUCAGAUUGUUAAGAUUCAGCAAUUACUUGCCGGAAAACGUGAAAACCGCCGAUUCAGCGGACAGUAGAUUGUCAGACGAGGAACUGUUUAUCGCGGGACUGCUGUUACACAAUUUGCAGUUAUUGCAAUUCAAUUCGCACGAGAUUUCCGAACUGGUAAGGCCGAAAGGGGAGAAGACACUUGCUAAGGCCAAGAGCGUGUUCAUAGGCGGUGGCGUUUAUCCUACGGUGGCGAUGCUGAAUCACUCGUGCAAUCCUGGCGUAGUUCGAUAUUUCAUCGGCACCACCAUGAUCGUACGCGCUGUUCGCACAAUCGGCGCAGGUGAAGAGAUCUCUGAGAACUACGGUCCUAUCUUCACAACCACGUCCGAGACUGAGCGGAAAAGAAAAUUGAGGGUGCAAUAUUGGUUCGAUUGUAGUUGCGAGGCGUGUUCGGGGCACUGGCCACUUCUAGAUGAAUUGGACCCAACAGUGCUCAGGUAUUUAUCAACUUUCUCAGAUGCAGUUUCAG
Messenger RNA from Wasmannia auropunctata (little fire ant), 573 nucleotides. Its product is annotated as SET and MYND domain-containing protein 4-like. The record is from RefSeq and is a predicted model, not a curated record. NCBI's taxonomy places the organism in Eukaryota, Metazoa, Arthropoda, Insecta, Hymenoptera, Formicidae. The annotation marks the transcript as partial. Gene Ontology annotation, molecular function: protein binding. The transcript has 3 exons.